ACGAAACUUAUCCAGGAAUCACAGGAAUGCUACAAAUUUAGGUUAAGUUUGGAUUAAACCGAUUAAAGAUAAAGAUACGUCAAUGUCAGAAGAAACUGGGGUGCGAAAAUUACCAGCUGUUACAACACUCGUAAUAAACAAGCGUCAGCUUAGGUUAGGAUACUGAAAGCGUGGCUCAACGGCGCAUAUAAAAGAUACAGGUUGCGAUGGAGAAAGAGAAACGUCUCUCGAGGUUGCCAGGAAGUCACGGGGAAACAUACGGCACUUUUGUCUUAGUUGACGAGGGACAUACUUUGGGAAAUGCGCUCGCUUCUUUAAUAACCGAAUAUCCGGACGUGAAAAUAUGCGGCCACACUGUGCCGCAUCCCGCAGAGAAGAGGGUGCAUUUGAAUAUCCAAACUACUGGUGAAAAUGUAAUUCACGUAUUGAAACGGGGCCUCCAGGAUCUUGAAAGAAUGUGUGACCACACGAUCGAGACGUUUAAUAAAUCCUAUGAAAAACAUAAAGCUACGAAAGGAGACUCUGUGAAUACUACAUAACACCAUCAUUCUUUUUUAGACUCCUAAUAUAUUAAAAAUAAGUUUUCAAAAUUUGUAUCAAUUAAGAAUUAAAAAUAUGUGUUAAAAAGGCGUAGAGUCUAAGCUUCUUAA
This is a messenger RNA of Cyphomyrmex costatus, 650 nucleotides long. It is a transcript of the gene l(2)37Cg, whose product is annotated as RNA polymerases I and III subunit AC2 l(2)37Cg. Lineage: Eukaryota; Metazoa; Arthropoda; Insecta; Hymenoptera; Formicidae. The transcript has 4 exons. Gene Ontology annotation, biological process: transcription elongation by RNA polymerase I; transcription by RNA polymerase III. Bases 207 to 539 code for a protein of 110 amino acids. Gene Ontology annotation, cellular component: RNA polymerase III complex; RNA polymerase I complex. The record is from RefSeq and is a predicted model, not a curated record. Gene Ontology annotation, molecular function: protein dimerization activity.